Passer montanus (Eurasian tree sparrow) is the source of this 5156-nucleotide messenger RNA. Its product is annotated as elongation of very long chain fatty acids protein 4-like. Gene Ontology annotation, molecular function: fatty acid elongase activity. The coding region runs from base 2636 to 3436 and encodes 266 amino acids. The record is from RefSeq and is a predicted model, not a curated record. Gene Ontology annotation, cellular component: endoplasmic reticulum membrane. The transcript has 10 exons. Lineage: Eukaryota; Metazoa; Chordata; Aves; Passeriformes; Passeridae. Gene Ontology annotation, biological process: fatty acid elongation, monounsaturated fatty acid; very long-chain fatty acid biosynthetic process; fatty acid elongation, polyunsaturated fatty acid.
UCCUUGGCUUCUGGAGCUGGGCCAAGACAACUUUCUAUAAUUAAACCGCAGUCGUCAUGGGCAUGACGACAGCUGGGCACGACCAGGUGAUCCAGCAACCUCUCCCGUCUUCCACCAGAGACGAGCAGGCAAAGGGGGCAGAGCGAGAGGGGAAUUUAGAAUGAACCUUCUGACAGGUUGUGCCAGGGAGAGCCUGGGCUCCUCUGCCCCUCUCCUCUCCGGCGGACUUUGCAAGGUCGCGGCGAGGCUGCCCGUGCUCCCGGAGCCUGUUCCUGCCGGCAGGAAUGCGCAGUGCCUGCGGAGCUGGGCUCCGGCUCGGCACAGCGCUCUGCAGCCAAGGCUCGAUGACUUUGCAGAUGCUGGUGCUGCGCACGGAAUGACCUGACCUGAGCCGAGCCACGAUGCAGUCCCGGCCCUGGAGAGCUCUGCCUGCAGGAACGAGCCAGUGGAGUUUCCUCCACUCAAAGCGGAGUUCCACAAAAAGGAUUUGUUUUACAAAAGGCUCGAGAUUGAUGCAGCUGGCGGAGUCCCUGCAGAGCUGCCCUCACAGCUGUGCUGACAUUCAUCAAAGGACAUCCAUUCCUGCAGUGUAAAAGUACGAUGUUGCUGAGGACAUCUCUCCAUCUACCAGCCAUGCCAGUGAACAUCUGCAACAGUACCACUGGAAAUACUUCAGGAAGAGGGAAGGUUUUAAAAAAAUAAAAUAAGUUUCAUGGUAUAAAGCAAAAAAUCCAGUUUAUGUGAACAAUGAAAUAGUUUCCCCAAAAUUAAAUUUGUGAAAAUUCACUUCUGGUGAUUAUUUUUUCACUAGGGUAAAAAACAUUUUAUGGAAAAGUUAUGUGUUUGUCAUUCUGAGUCUUAUACAUCAAUAUAAAUAACUCAACAAACAUUAUUUAAACUACCAGAUGGAUAUAAUAAAAUAUAGUCCCAUCUACAUGUGAUAGAUAGAAAGGACUGGUCUGAUUUAUCACUUCCAUUGGUUCACACAGAUAAAUCACGGAACCCUUUUUAGGACUGGGGCACCAAAAAUAUAGAAAUGAAACAUACUGGUUCAUGAGCAAUUAGAAAACUUCAAAGAAAGUUCUUUAUAGAAAGCUCUGCAAGAAAAAAAAAAAAAAAACCAACAAAAAACCCAAACAAAACAAAACAAAAAAAAUGUGUAAAGUUCACUAUGAUUGUGAAGUUUAUUAUAAUUGUAUAGUCCACAAUAAUUGUCUCUCUGACCCUGGGUCAGCAAAAACCCAGUAUGCUACCAAAGGUCAGUCAAACCCUCUUCCAGACUGGAUUGCCCUUCUAACCCCCUCACCCCCCAAAUUCAAAACCUUCAUCCUAAAUCACCUUUCCCAAAAAUAUCUGUUUAAAUUUUUCCAUGGUUUCCAUAAAUCAUAGAAAUGCAGUAGCUGUCCAGCAGCAUCAGCACAUGAUGUCUUUCAAUGAAAAACUUCCAGCACAUGAUCUGCCUAAUUCCUAAAGCUGCUUUGAAAACCUAAUCUUUGGUGCUUUGCCCUUCAGAAAGGUUUGUCAUGGAUCUGGUGACAGACACAAUGCAGUGGUAUGAGAAAUGGUGCUACCCUCUAGUUUAUUUGGAGUUUGCUAAUAAUCUGUGCCCACUGGGAAAAGUGGAUGUAUCCACACCCCAGGUGGCCCCAGGUGACCAAGCUGAACCCUAUCACUUGACUUUGGGCUGUUUCUUGGAGGGUGGGGGUCCAGGGUCCUGGUUCUGUACUGGUCCUGCCACAUGGGACUGAAUCACUGCAGCUCUCUGCAUUUUCCCUUGAUGCAGUUGCUGGAGAUCACUUGGUAUCUCUGUCACACCCCUCCAAAUAUUCUCCUGUCAUUAAAAACAGUGACUCCCCCAGGGACACAGGCUGGAUAUGAGGCGAUGACUCCAGCUAAGUUUUCCCUGCCAUGAGUGAGUGAGUGAGUGAGUGUGAGUGAGUGCUCCCACUGGUCUCUGCCCCGUCAUUUGGUGGUCUGGGCCUAUUUUGAGCACAGAAAAGGCUUGCUGUCAGCCCCUUGUGCUGGUCUGAAGGAGUGCCCCAAACAGACUGCUUUCCAGCCAUGAUCCCCUGUCUUAUACUGUCUGCAAAGCUGUCAUGGCAUCCUGAAGAAACCUGCAGAAGAAAUACUGGCCCGAUUCCCACUUGGCCGGGCCGGGCUCUCUGAGUGUGGCACUCAAGGUCAGUGGUUCACUCCUGUGGAAUCCCAGGAAUCUUCUGUAUUCCUUUCCAGUCCCCUAAUCUGAUAAACUGUGUGGGGAGAGGCAAGGGAGGGGGGGAGGAGUAUGUGAUGUAACCGCUUAUUCUGGCAAAGUGACAACCCCACGGUGCCUGCAACUUGCGGUGGGGUUUUGGUGGCUGCCGCUGGGAGACUGAAAAAGAAGGCCUGGAGAUCCACCACAGCUGUGGGAGACCUUGCAGGGGAUGCACUCACCUCCCUUGUGGAGAGGAAGGCUGAGCGCAGCCUGCAUUUCCUUGUCUUGCUGGCUCCACCUGCACCGCGACCGGCUGGGGACAAUCCUGGAGAAAGGGAUGCUCGGAGACGGCUGCGCUGCUGCGGAGAACUUUCAAGUGCCUUUGAAAACAUCUCCCUGCUAAAGGAAAGAAGGGAAGAGGAGGAUCAUCAUAAACUUGGGAUGGCUUCAACUUGGCAGAAAGCUCAGGAAUUCUACAACUGGAUUCUUGAAAGUGGAGAUCCAAGGACAGACCCGUGGCCACUGGUCUACUCCCCACUUCCAGUGACCCUGGUCUUCAUCUCCUACCUCUUCAUGGUGGCACUGGGACCGUCCUGCAUGCGGCAGCAGUGGCGGCUGGAGCUGAGGGCUCCACUACUCAUCUACAACCUGGCCAUGGUGGCAUUAUCCAGCUACAUGUUCUACGAGUUUCUGGUCACUUCAGUCUUGGCCAACUACAGCUACCUGUGCCAGCCAGUGGAUUACAGCCGGAGUGAGCUAGGAAUGAGGCAGAUGGCAAGAGUGUGUUGGUGGUUCUUCUUCUCCAAAGUCAUCGAGCUGCUGGAUACGGUUUUCUUAAUUCUGCGCAAGAAACAAGAGCAGGUGACUUUUCUGCACGUGUACCAUCAUAGCUCUAUGCUCUUCAACUGGUGGUCAGGGGUCAAAUACGUGCCUGGAGGACAAGCCUUCUUUGUCGGGAUGCUGAACUCCUUUGUCCACAUCUUCAUGUAUGGCUACUAUGCCCUGGCCAGCCUGGGGCCGCGGAUGCACCGGCACCUGUGGUGGAAGCGUUACCUGACCAUCCUGCAGCUGUGCCAGUUUGUGGCUAUUGCUGCUCAUUCUUCCUACAACCUCUUCACGGACUGCCCCUUCCCUGAUGGCUUCAACACUGCAGUCUUCCUCUACAUCCUCAGCCUCCUGGCUCUCUUCCUACGCUUCUACUACCAGACCUACAUCAGGGGAAAGCAGGAGAAGCUGACUUGAAGGAAAUCAGAGGACAGAGAGCACAGCCUGAUGAACAUGAGCGUUCUCUGCUGCUUGUGACAUGGCUUCAGGAAGAAAAUGUAUCUGGGAAGUGUGUGUGAGGCUCAUGUUUUGCCUUCAAAUAUCCCAGGUCAGGGAGAAGAAAGGAAUGAUGUAAACUCAGGGAUUAAGGAACUGAGGAGCACAUUUUAUUAAGCUGAGGCCAAGCUAAGCCAAGUAGCCACCACCAUUGCAGGCUUUGGGGACAUUUGCAAGAUAAGGUCUUUUUCCCUUCCAUCUUUAACUCAGUGUCCAAGGUCUAGCAGCCAGCUACAACUCCCUGCCUCAUUUCUGAGGCUGUAGAGGGUUUCUUUGCAUCUACAGAACUAUCUCAGCUUGGUGUUGUAGGUCAGGCAGGGUCAUGUGCCUCCAGCCUGGAAAUCAAUGUCCAGGUAGCAGCAGAGGUCAGGAAUCCACAGGGACUGCAGGAUGUAGACUGCAUUCCACCCUGUUCUGCUAAGGAAGCUCCUACUAGGCCUGGGGUGGUCCUGAUGGUUUAACUUCUUAUCAGAAUAAGCAGCAAGGAAAUUGGACAUUAGAUUAUCUGGCUGGACAGGUGUCUUCACUGUCCUGAAGCUAAAGAAGGCAUUAUUAGCACUUUCAUCCUCAUACGAAACCAGUGCACUAGGAGUCACCAUCUCCCAUUUUCUGGAAUGUUUAUUUCCCUCUGUUUGCUCUCAUAACAAUAGAGGAUUUUAAUGCAUGAAGAUAUUUGGUAUUUCUCCUUGUAGAUGCGAUAUUUGAACUAGAAAGAAUAGAUUCAUGUUCCUUACUCAUAACUUUUUUCUCCAAUUUGUUAUUAUUUUUAAUAUUGUUAUUUUUAAGUUUUGCUUAUUGUCAAAUAUAAAGAGUUUAACAACAUCAUAAGCAACCACCUCCACUACCUAACUGUAUAAGAAUUAAUACAAAAUGUAUAUAAUCAAUUCAUUGGGUAGUGCAAAGCUGCAUAGCUCCAUUGAUUUUAAAAUCACCAACUGGGUUCUUUUUUUUUUUGCUCCUAAAUCAAUUACAACUAGAAUUUGGCACUUAUAUUCAUCUGCAGACUGUUAAAUAUUGUUAAAGUUUUGAUGUAGUAGUACUUUGAAGAUCCUAAUUAAACUACAAAGUGGUAAUAUUGAUUGAAUACUGCUCAGUUGAUUAAAACUGGUACUACAGAGUAGUGGUAUUUUGUGAAAAACAAAGGUGUUGAAGGAGAGGGUUGGAAUUAGUGACAUGAUGCGUUGCCAUUGCCAAGCCAAAUCCAGCUCAAAUAUAAGAAAGUCCAACUCCACUGGGAAUGUCCAGAGGACUAGAGCUGGCCUGAACCUAGCAAAUGGAUGUACCCCAAAAGACCUGUGUGCCCUACAACAAUCUGGAGUCAAGCGGCUGCAAAAAAUAAAUUCAACUUGUUCCUUGCUGCUCUGUGCUUGUACCCAAAUCCUUUCCUUCAGCCCCUCCACACACAUGUGGAAGAUAAAACAAUAUUCUGCCAUUCCUCACUCUCCUCCCCUUCACACACAGACACAAAGGACUUGUUCACACUGACACAAGGUCACAUCAUCAACCUCCUUCCUUUGAUUUAAGCAGUCUCUCUUCUGGUUGUCACUGGUGAGUAUGAGAAUCACUGCAUCUGUGCUAGUUGGUUUUCUUCCUGUCAACUAUUUUUUCAUGCUAAUAAAUUAAUAAAUAGUGACACUUUCAA